AUGAGAUCAGAAUACGCUAAGGAGUGUGCGAUCAUAGGGUCAGCUUCUCAGCUUAUGGUGAGACUAGUCGAGCUGACACUCUUCUUGCGAGCUCGGCCAGUCCCAGACCUCACCAGCCCGACGCCGUCUAAGCGUCGGUGGAGACUCAGAGAUCGUUCAAGCCUCAAGGCGUGGCCAAGAACCGUACCCGCCCCCUCGGUACCGGUCCGCCGGGGUAGCGUCGGCCCGCCUGUCUGGCUGGGCUACACGCUAGCGGAACCUAAUCUGGCAGCUGGAUUUUGGCGCGUGCGUGUGCGCGUCCACCUUGACCUCUUCGUGACCUCUCCUCUCUAUUCUCUACUAUCUACUUCUCUCUCGCCUCUCGAAUCUCCGCCCGUACUCAACCCGCAGAGCUCCACCAUGUCAGGCUCCGAAGCUGGGCAGGAAGGGCGGCCGGGAAUUAGAGCUGAUAGGGCAUCCGCGUCCCUGGUCGACUCCAAGGGCAAGACACUCACAUUUCACCCUCAAUUCGAUGAGAGACGACCUGGCUCAGUCAUUCUCCAAUCCGACGACAAGGAGCCUAUAUGCUUUUAUUACCCCCUCCCCCCUCUACAGGUCCUCUCAUCCUUCUUCCUCGAUCUCCCUCCCCCUUCCUCCGUCGACCUCGUCGGCGAUACACCUCUCAUACCCCUCCUCGAGGCCUCCUCACGCGACGUCCUCAUAUUACUUCUCGCUAUACAGUCUAUCGACAAUUCGGUCCCCUUUCAAGUUCCCCACUGGGUCCGGCACGCUCAAUGCGCCGCUGUGUGCGAAGCGGCAAUCAUCGGUCGUCGGCUGGGCGUCGCUCUCCUACCACGGCUAUUGCAAGAAGGGCUCUCUGCCAUUUAUGGAAAUGCCAGCUUCCUCAUCUUCGCCGUCUGGGCGAUCAGUGACGUCCACCCAAUGACGGCACGUGCAGCGGAGCGGACAAUAGAACACGACAUCACCGGGGUACAUCGGGAUGUUGUCAUGGCGCUCAGUCAGCAUGCCCCGGACGCCUGGAUCAGGCUGCAAGCUCUUCAUCUGCGGCGCUUGAAGGGGAUCGACCGGUUCCGUCGUGCAUACUAUUCGACGGGCAGCGUCCCGGGAUGCGACCACUGCGGCGAGCUUAGUCUCACAUUGACGGAUGCUAUCAGGGUACGCUUCGAGGCGGCGAAGACGGUGAAGGAGAUAGAGCAGGUUGGGGAUCAUGACUGGGGAUUGGAGUGCGGGUAUUGUGCGCAGAAUGCUAUUCGACAGUACGAAGAUCUGAUGGAGUGGUUCCGGCGGUACACAUCUAGUUACGACUUUGACUACACCUACGAGGAAUCAGCAGCGGCAGAGCAUGCCAGAAACGGCCAGUCGACUACUUGCCGGUUCACGGUCUUCUUCGCUGCGCAGAUUGAGGAGCGAGUGAUGAGCCAUGCUACAGAGUGGAUCCGUCCUGUGCGCUCUCUUGAUCUUGCUGGAGGCGCCAGGCCGAGAAGGGCCUGCACUCUGAGGCGUUCCGUUACAGAUACCAUGUCCGUCGCAGAAGUCCAGGAGACCGCGACUCCCAAGAUGGAAUUCCACCCACACUUCGCCACCCAGCACGCCGGAGACGUCAUCCUCCAGGCCGACGAUGUGGAAACUCCCUACUUCUACUACAGGCUCUCCCGGCUUGCCGAGCUCUCCACUUUCUUCGCCGACCUUCCCCCUCCAUCCCCCAACGACCUCAUCGGAGACAACCCCAUCAUCAAACUCCCCGACACUACCAGUGCUAGUCUCUCCAUCUUCCUCCACGCCAUCGAUUCCCUGACCAAAAUCACAACGUCGAUCCAGGGCUCGGGUACCUCGGAGCCGGUCAUCAAGGCCGCCCUCAUCGGCGAUCGGUAUGAUCUACCAGUGAUCUACCGUCUCCUCGUCGAGAACGAGGAAAAUCGGCCCGUUCUCCCCCCAGGUCACUCACUGGGCACCAUCUUCGCGCUCUGGGCGCUCAGCGGAGCGGAUCGGCGGAUCGCUACGGCCGCCACAGCCACCGCCUUAACGUCCUUCUUCGACAUCACCCAAACCCCAAAGCAUACCAUCGAGAUCCUCCAGCAGUACGCUCCCCUCUGCUGGAGUAAGCUCCAAGCGCUCCACCUCCGGCGGGCAAGCGCUCCGUACCGUUUCAUUCGGGAAUGCAAUCUAUCAGUCAGUCUCUGCUGCUGUGAGAAAUGCGGGAAGGCGGGUGUGAAUCUCGAUCAAGACAUCCGGGACAGGGUGCGGAAAGCUCGGAACACAGCAGAGAUGAAGGUGUUGAUAAGAUCGGGGUACGGGGUAAUCGACCACAUGUAUAUGCGACUCUUCCUCCUGGCUUUUAUAAGUGCAUACAGCUGUAGGAUGCAUGUUCAUGAGCUACGAGAAUUUUCAGCUUCUGCCAGGCGUUUCGCCUUCACCAUUCCAAUCAACCGCACAUAUCACUCCCUCAAUCCCGGUGUCGACACUUCACCUACACCUGCCCGUCCACACCUUCACAUAGCUCCAGCAGCAUCAGCAUCUGCUCCGCUCUUCGACUCGAAGGGCGUCAAGCUCUCUUUCCACCCCGACUUCAAAACCAAGAAGGCCGGCGACAUCAUCCUCCAAGCUGACGAUGAGCGUGCCCUCUGCUUCUUCUUCCCCCUCUCUACCCUCCAAUUCCUCUCCUCCUUCUUCCGCAACCUCCCUCCUCCAUCGGAAAGCGAUAUCGUCGGUGGCUUCGCCCUCAUCCCCAUGCUCGACACACCUUCCCGCGGGCUUCGCGUCUUCCUCCUUGCCCUCCAAUCCAUCGAAGAACCCACACCAUUCACAUACCCCGGCCACCGUGAUGGAGAUAUCGCAAUUUGCGAGGCGGCGGUCAUCGGUCGGCGUUUCGAUGUCCCUCUGAUGUCGAGACUCCUGCUGGAAACGCGAACCUCCUCGGCUUUUCAGGAGCCCUUCAUCAUAUUCGCCAUAUGGGCUAUUGCUGGCAUCGAGCCAAGCAUCCAGUCAGCCGCUGAGGCCACGUAUGGUACGGACGCUAUCCCAAUCACCCACGUCAACCAGGACAUCGUCAGGAUCAUCAAACGACACGCUAUAGCCAGCUGGUCGCAGCUGCAAGACCUACACCUCCGUCGGUCUGUUGGUCUGGCCUUCUUCAAGCAGCACUUCGCCUUUAAAGAGUUGGAGGCGGGGAACCCCUGCAUCUCGUGCAACAAGGACGGGGAGGCGAUCACCGCAGCUGCGCAUGACCGGAUCGGCAAGGCGGAAACCAUACCGCAAAUCUUGGCGCUGUGGGAUGACAACUACGAGAUGGAUUGUCCUCAUUGUAUGUGUGCUGUUUCCAAUCUCUAUAUUCCCCUUAUGGCUUGGUUCCAACAGUAUACUACGGAGUGGGAGUACGUCAAGCCUUAUGCCGAGUGGAUGGAAGAGAGUAUUUACUCCUCGUAUAGACAUCAGAAGCGUUAG
Molecule: messenger RNA, 3441 nt
Organism: Dioszegia hungarica
Lineage: Eukaryota; Fungi; Basidiomycota; Tremellomycetes; Tremellales; Bulleribasidiaceae
Exons: 10
Coding region: 1-3441 (1146 amino acids)
Source: RefSeq, a predicted model, not a curated record